AUGUCGUUCAAUAAGAAAUAUGCCGGUCUUCCUGAUCUAGACCCAUCCCCAGAUAUCUAUGAAACCCCCGACUUGACCGAUGAAGCAUCCACCUUGCCCACUACUACUAUCCGCACAGACUCCGACCAUGAUGACGCAGGCUCAAACUCCGAUAUCGACCGCGAGGGUGUCAACCCCGACCAGGCGCGUUUGCACUUCAUGGGCGCGGCCGUGGACGCCCGCGACGUCAAUUUCUCAGAUAGCAUCUCCAUGAAACGGCAGGCCUACCGGAGCAAGAGCAUCAGCCGCCGCCGUCGACGCAGACGCGAGGACGGGGUGGAGGAGGUUGGUGACCUGAGUGAUAGCGAGGACGAGUCGCUUGACCGGAGGCUUGCGCGGCUACGGAGAGAGGUCGAAGAUCUCAAGGUGGAAAUGACCAACAAAACCGACAGCCCAGAUGCUGAAGCUGAAAACCCAGGAGAGAACCUAGGUGAUGGCGUUGCGGAGCUAAGCCGCGCUCUGGAUAAUCUGCACGCCUCGCGAGGUGCAGCGAGCUCAUCGCACUCGGCUGCGGCUUUGCUGUCUCAGAAGCUUAGGCCUGAGACUCGCCCUGCUACAGACGUAAGGAGACAAUCCUCGGGGGAUACACCAAGGGCAGUGCAGGCGCCAACUGCCUCUUCGGCAGGGAUCCUCUCUCACGCAGCAGCAUUUGACAGCCGCCUAGCGCUUCUUGAAAGCUCCCUCGGUGUCUCCAGUACUUCCAAUCCAUUCAUCGCCGACGGCAUCAACGACUCAACGUCGCGAUCAGUCCUCCCAGCUCUGGACCAACUCACCUCCCGCCUGUCAGCACUCACCGGACUUCUCGUCGGCACAAGCCCAGCAGCCACGACACCAGGAGUGCCCAAUGCCGCGCCAGGAAUGACAACCCCACACCUGGAAGCUCUCUCCACGCGAGUGCGAAAGCUGACCACCGAUGCCGAGGCGCUCACCGCAGCCCGCAGAAAAGCCUUCGAGGCCGCAAAGGCCGUCCACAACGCCCGUCUAGCAACUUCCGACGCCGACGUCGUUCCCGCACUAGAAGCAUCGACCGACGACGACCAUGCCGCCAAGAUCCAAGCCCUCUACACCACCCUCCCAACCAUCCAGUCCCUGCACCCCCUGCUCCCGAGUGUCCUCGAGCGUCUGCGCUCUCUGCGCGCCUGCCACGCCGGCGCAGCCCAUGCCGCGGACUCGCUCAACGAGCUGGAAAAGCGCCAUGCCGAGAUGGCCUCGGAGAUCGAGCAGUGGCGUGAAGGUCUGACGACCGUCGAAGAGAAGAUGCAGCAGGGCGAAGCUGCUCUCCGCUCCAACGUGGAAACUGUCGAGCCAUGGGUGCGCGACUUGGAGUCUCGUCUGGCACGUCUGGAAGGUCCCGCGGCAGUCUAA
Messenger RNA from Penicillium roqueforti, 1404 nucleotides. RefSeq lists its product as uncharacterized. NCBI's taxonomy places the organism in Eukaryota, Fungi, Ascomycota, Eurotiomycetes, Eurotiales, Aspergillaceae. Gene Ontology annotation, biological process: mitotic spindle organization. Bases 1 to 1404 code for a protein of 467 amino acids. The record is from RefSeq and is a predicted model, not a curated record. The transcript is spliced from 3 exons. Gene Ontology annotation, cellular component: dynactin complex; cytoplasm.